AUGGGAAUAUUAUGUAAAAAGUUAAGUGUAGGUUUUUUAAUUGUUAUAUUAGGAUAUCUUGCUUUACUUUUUAUAUUUGAAAAAAAAUUUUUUGAACCCCUUGAUGGUAAUGGUUUUUCAUCACUAUUUAUUACAAUUUUUAUUUGUUGGGGUUUUUCUUUUUGGUUAGGUAAAAUUGUUUCAUUAGUUAAAAUUUCACCAUUAUUAGGUGAAAUAAUUUCUGGUAUAGUAAUAAGAAAUUUGGAUUUAAUUGAAAGAAAUAUAACAGAGGAUGAUAAAGUUGGGCAAUUUAUAAGAAACUUAGCAUUUAUUUUUAUUCUAAUGAGAACUGGUUUUGGUUUAGAUAUAAAAACAUUACAAAAAUAUCUUUUACUUUCAUUUUCUCUUGGAAUAAUUUCAACAAUAUGUGAAAUAAUAGCUAUAACAGGAAUCUCAUAUUUUUCACUUAAUCUUUCAUUUUCUAUAUGUUUAACAUUUGCCUCAAUUUUGGCAUCAGUGUCACCGGCUGUCAUUGUACCAAUAGUAAUAGAAUUACAAGAAAAAAAAAUAGGAACAAAUCAAGGAUUACCAACAAUUAUAUUAGUUAAUGCAACAAUUAUUAAUAUUUUUUGUAUAACAUUUUACUCAGUAUGUUUAUCAAUUUUUUAUGGUAAAGGAUCCUCUUCAAUAUGGUUAUUAUUUUCAAUACCAACUGGUAUACUUUUUGGUAUUGGAAUAGGAUUUUUUAUGGCAUUUAUUUUAAGAAAUUGUACCAGAAUAGAUAGUGAUAUAAUUCAUUUACAAAGAUCCCUUUUAUUAAUUUUAUCAUCAGUAUUUAUAUUUUUUGGUUGUAAAUAUUUUAGUAUGGAUAUUGUGGGACCAAUAUGUAUAUUAGUAAUAACUAUAUUAAUGAGUAUUUAUUGGAAUAAUGAAGAUGAAAUUGGUACAGAAAAAGAAGAAAAAAUAUUAAAAAAUAUUUGGAAUUAUAUAUUAGAACCACUUAUAUUUUGUUUAAUUGGUAUGGAAGUUAGAUUUUCUAAUUUUGAUGUUGAAUUAAUUCUUGUAUCACUUUUUAUAAUACUUUUUGGUCUCCUUUUUAAAUUAGUAUCUUUAUUUGUCAUUUCAUUUAAAUCACAUUUAAAUAUUAAAGAAAGAAUUUUUUUAAGUAUAUCACUUAUCCCAAAAGCAACUGUCCAAGCAACUUUAGCACCAGCAUUUUCUUUUAUAUUAAUAACAAAAAGAAAAAAUCAAAGUUUAUUUACCAAACAAAGCGCUGAUAUAAUAAUUCUUAAUAUUUGUAUUAUUUCAAUUCUUAUAACAGCUCCAAUUGGCCAUAUGUUAAUGGCAUUGUUAAAUGAAAAACUUCUUAAACAAGAAAAAAAUAAAGAUGAAGAAAUAAAUGAAGAAAAAGAGGAGGAAAAAUGUAUUGAUAAAAAAAUUUUUAAAAAAAAUGGAAAUAAUUCAAAUAUUUUUGGUAAUCAAAAAAUGUUUCAAUCACAAGUUUUAUCAGUAAUACCAGAAAGUAUUUCAGAUGAAAAUGUUCCAUUUAUUGAUGAAAGGGUAAAUGAAAAAACAAGGAUAACUUGUACAAAAGUUUAA
Molecule: messenger RNA, 1578 nt
Organism: Strongyloides ratti
Lineage: Eukaryota; Metazoa; Nematoda; Chromadorea; Rhabditida; Strongyloididae
Product: GH07323p
Exons: 4
Coding region: 1-1578 (525 amino acids)
Biological process (GO): proton transmembrane transport
Cellular component (GO): membrane
Molecular function (GO): antiporter activity
Source: RefSeq, a predicted model, not a curated record